This is a messenger RNA of Aspergillus sclerotioniger CBS 115572, 4250 nucleotides long. RefSeq names its product bifunctional urea carboxylase/allophanate hydrolase. Gene Ontology annotation, molecular function: ATP binding; metal ion binding. Lineage: Eukaryota; Fungi; Ascomycota; Eurotiomycetes; Eurotiales; Aspergillaceae. The record is from RefSeq and is a predicted model, not a curated record. The transcript has 9 exons. Bases 466 to 4179 code for a protein of 1237 amino acids.
CUUCAAUUAUAUCUGAUAACCAAGAUUAUUUCAAACCAUAUAUUCAUAGCACCGAGUGCCGAACUUGGCACGUUCUCAAAAUUGGGAAGCUACUGAACUGCUCCGUUGCCCCGGAGAAUCAUGCCAUGACGCUCGGGCAACAACGCCUACUCAAUAUCCUGGAAAGAUGCACGUAUUCGGCUUACGAAUCGAUAACCGGCAUUUAAGGAGUUGAGCACGAUUAUGGCUUGCUCCCGUGUAUUCCUUCUGCAAACUGCAGAGGGGCACCUGAGUCUGGCUUAUCAGCGAUCUGCGAGGGGUUGACCCCACACAUCUCCAAUUCUCCAACGACCGUCGAUCUACAUCAUACCUCUUAUCUUAGGCUCCCAGUUAACAAGCGGGCACCGAUGAUAGCUUGAGCUGUCCCUUAAGAUAAAAGAGAAUCCCGACCCGCCAGAGCCCCUCAUUUUUCAUCAGUUGCCUGAAAUGGAAUCCCUAAAGACAUUAUUAGUCGCCAAUCGUGGCGAAAUCGCUGUUAGAAUAUUGAAGACAGCCAAGAAACUAAAUAUUCGAACAAUAGUGGUUUAUACUGAACCAGAUGCUGCUUCCACCCAUGUUCACCUGGCAGACGAAGCCGUCCUCCUAACUGGCACACCAUCCAAGGCGUACAUAGAUGGAGAACAAAUAAUCCAAAUCGCUAAGCGAAACAAUGCGGACGCCAUCAUACCGGGAUACGGAUUCUUGUCUGAAAAUGCGGACUUUGCAAGAGCCGUUGCUAGCUCUGGGAUAGCUUUCGUCGGUCCCUCGCCGGAGAGCAUUGAGGCUUUUGGGCUAAAACAUACUGCCCGAGACCUUGCGACCAAAGCUGGUGUUCCCAUCGUGCCUGGCUCACAGGGACUGGUGAAAAGCGAGGACGAAGCUGUUGCAAUGGCGAAAGAACUAGGAUUUCCGGUUAUGCUGAAAGCUACAGCUGGUGGAGGUGGAAUGGGCUUACUCACCUGCAAUACAGAGAAAGAAGUUCGAGAUUCGUUUCUCACUGUCAGAUCCAGAGGCGAGGCACUGUUCAAAAACGCUGGAAUUUUCAUCGAACGCUAUUAUCCAUCGAGCCACCAUAUCGAGGUCCAGGUGUUUGGCAAUGGUGAUGGUAAAGCUAUAUACAUUGGUGAACGUGAAUGUUCCAUACAGAGAAGACAUCAAAAGGUUAUAGAAGAAUGCCCAAGUCCGUUCGUUGCCAGAAACCCCGGGCUAAGAGAAAGGCUGGGCGACGCUGCUGUCCGUCUCGCGGAGUCGAUAAGAUAUGGCUCCGCUGGAACGAUUGAGUACCUCGUGGAUGACGCGACUGGGGCAUUUUUCUUCCUUGAGAUGAAUACGCGCCUGCAGGUUGAGCACGGGAUAACAGAGCUAUGCUAUGGGAUGGAUCUGGUGGAAUUGAUGUUGAAACAAGCAGACGCUCGGCUUUCAGGAAAGAACGGUGUUGACGCAGCGUAUCUUGCCAAUCUUCCAGUCCACGCACCGUCCGGUGCUGCCAUUGAAGCAAGAGUUUACGCUGAAAAUCCGGCCAAGGAUUUUACUCCUUGCCCUGGCACACUGCAGACUGUAGAGUGGAAAGAGCUGCCAGGGUCUAGAAUCGACACGUGGGUUUAUAGAGGUGUCAAAGUGUCGGCGAACUACGACCCACUGCUUGCGAAAGUCAUGUAUCACUCCCCAAGCAGAGAGCAAACCAUCGAGGGGAUGAGAACGAUAUUAACAGAGUCGCGGAUCUGUGGCCCUCCAACAAACCUGGAGUUCUUGGCUGAAGUCCUGGCGGAUGACAAGUUCGUUGCUGGCAAAACACUGACAAGGUUCCUGAAUGACUUCAAGUACCAACUAUCUGCCAUUGACGUCGUCUCUGGUGGUGCCUAUACGCUGAUCGAAGAUUGGCCCGGCCGUCCAACCUUGGGGAGGGGCUUUUGUCAUUCCGGCCCUAUGGAUCCAACGGCGUUCCGCAUUGCAAAUGUACUUGUUGGUAAUCCUGUUGGACUAGAGGCACUGGAGAUUACAUUGAGCGGACCAGAACUGCGAUUUUUGGGACCAGCCAUCAUUUCAUUAUGUGGUGCUCCAAUCGAAGCCAGACUUGAUGAUACACCCCUUCCGAUGUGGUCGAGGGUAAGGGUCUCAGCUGGCCAGCGUUUGAAGAUUGGUAAAACCACUGGGAAUGGCUGUCGAGCAUAUCUGGGUGUUUUUGGAGGCUUCUUGAAUGUUGCAGAGUGGUUUGGAUCCAAAUCCACCACUCCGGGGGUUGGAGUAGGAGGCUACCAGGGCAGACAGCUUGCUUCUGGUGAUCUCCUUUCAAUUACUUCACAGGUGCCAGAAGUCAGCGGCGACCUCCGACUACCGCAGCACCUUAUCCCUCAGUAUCCUAAUCACUGGGAAAUUAUGGCUAUGCCUGGGCCGUAUGACGAAGGAUACCUUGUCCCAGAUAGUAUCGAUAUGCUUUACAGUACAAACUGGAAGGUGUCCCACAACGCGGCUAGAGGAGGCAUUCGUCUUCUGGGCCCGAAGCCUACUUGGGCGCGCACAGACGGUGGGGAGGGUGGCGCGCAUCCUUCUAAUCUGAUCGAAUAUGGAUAUGCGAUAGGAUCGCUCAACUGGACCGGUGAUGAUCCGGUGAUAUUUCCCGUGGAUGCACCGGAUCUGGGAGGAUUCGUCAGUAGCCAUACGAUUUGCAAAGCCGAUCUAUGGAAGCUGGGCCAAGUGAAAGCGGGUGAUACUCUGAAGUAUCGGGCAACUUCUCUGGAGAAUGCGCUGUCUUCUCGCAGGGAAGUAGAGCGGUUUAUCGACGAGGUGGCCCAAGGCUGCCAUAAGAGUGAUUUCACUGGCAUUUCACCUGUUAGUAACGAUCUAGCUCCGGGGUUGACUGCAGAGAAUCGCGGGAGUGGUGUUGUCCACCAGAUCCAGGCGAGUGGGAGUCAACCUCUCGUCUCAUAUCGACAGGCCGGUGAUGACUACCUCUUGAUUGACUAUGGCACCAGAUCUUUUGAUUUGAACCAUCGCUGCAGAGUGACUGCUCUAAAAAAUGCCUUGACAGAAGGGACUGGUAGCAUUACCUUUUCCACUGGGUUGACUUCAAUGCUGGGAUGUGGAAACUCUUUGAUGCUCUACUAUGACGGAACGAAGAUCCCACAAAAGAAACUCCUAGCUUACCUUUGUGAUAUCGAGACAAAGCUCGGUGACCUCAGUCAAGCAAAAUUUCCCAGCCGGUUGUUCAAACUCCCGCUUUCCUUCGAGAGCCAAAGACAGAAAGAUGCACUCACGCGAUACAUGGAGACGCAGCGUCCCUACGCCUCCUACCUGCCCGACAACAUAGACUUCGUCGCCAAGAACAAUGCCUUUAGCAGAGAAGAAUUUGAAAGAAUCUACCUGACUGCCUCCUUUAUGGUCGUUGCGGUGGGGUUUUUCACUGCUCUGCCACUCUCAACCCCAGUCGACCCGCGCCAUCGAAUGAAUUGCCCAAAGAUGAACCCCAGCAGAGUCUACACACCCGCCGGCUCAGUGGCCUGGGGUGGCAGCUGCAUGUCACUGUACAACGUAGACUCCCCGGGCGGAUACCAAAUGACAGGCAUGACUAUCCCCGGCGUCGACAUUCUCGGCUCCAAGAAAGGCUACGAAGCCAACCGACCUUGGCUUUUCGAGGAUUUCGAUCAGAUCACAUUCUACCGCGUUUCAGAAGAAGAGUACGAAAAGCAGCUCGCCCUCUUCAACAGCGGGCGAUACGAAUACCAAUGGGAAGAAGUAGUCUUCGACAUGGCCGAACACAACAAACUCCUCCGCGAUACCAAAGACGAGGUCGCAGCAAUCCGAAGCAAGCAGCGACAAGCACAGGCAGAGAUGGACAAACUCGAGGCCGAGCUUCUUGAACGAUGGGCACGGGAGAAAGCAGAAAGAGGUAUCCCGAUGGACACGGUCGAAAAUUUACUGAAAGAUCCCGAAAUCACCCCCAUCGAAGCUCCCCUCAACGCCAACAUCUGGAAAGUGGAAGUCAAGGAAGGCGACAAGCUAGAUCCCGACCACCUAGUCGUCAUACUGGAAGCCAUGAAACUAGAAAUUGCCCUACGCACCGAGUCCCUCACUGCUGGUUCUACCGUGGAGAAGAUCCUAGUCCAGCCGGGUGAUUCAAUUGAGGCAGGCAAACCUCUAAUUCUAGUGAGAGCACAGAAGUGAUGUCUCUCCUCUCGGAUAAUCUCUACACGUCGAUCUAUAUAGCCCUAAUAAACAGAGUCCAUACAUAAGCC